UAAAAACGCUCUGAGCCAGUUCCCACCGUGGAAGAGAGUUCAAUCCGGAGUCACUCCACAGGCUGUUGUUGAGGAUAUCACACCAAAAACUGCAAACAUGGUUGAGAAUUUUGUUGGAACAUGGAAGAUGAUUUCCAGCGAGAACUUUGAUGACUACAUGAAAGCAAUUGGUGUGGGAUUUGCAACCAGGCAGGUGGGGAACCGGACCAAGCCCAAUUUGAUAGUGACCGUGGACGACCAGGGGACUGUGUGCAUGAAGUCUCAGAGCGCCUUCAAAACUACCGAAAUCAAAUUCAAGCUCAACGAGCCGUUUGAAGAGACCACUGCCGACGAUAGGAAGACAAGGACCGUGGUGACUCUGGAGAACGGCAAACUUGUGCAGAAACAGAGCUGGGAUGGCAAAGAAACUAAUAUCGAGAGGGAGAUCACAGAUGGGAAAUUAAUAGCGAAAUGCAUAAUGGGAGAAGUGGUCGCAGUGAGGACGUAUGUGAAGGAGGCGUGAUGGAGGGUGGGGGGGUGGUCCCCCUUCCCUCUCCCCACUCCCACUCUUCCUCCCUGUUACCUUGGAUGCAUUGCUGGAUGACAGGCUCAGUUCAAUGAGCGUUAAAGAAAAAGAAAAAUACCAAACUAAAGUAAUGGCGUGUUCUUCUGCUCUCCUUUAUUCUUUAUCUUCGCUGUGUUGCCAAAAUCAAAUUUCUGUGCCUCCGUUCUCCAACAUGACACAUUUGGUUUCAUUUGGAAUUGUUGUGGUGAUUUGAAUAAAAAUGAACAAACUACUGUCAAAAAA
Lates calcarifer (barramundi perch) is the source of this 787-nucleotide messenger RNA. It is a transcript of the gene fabp4a, whose product is annotated as fatty acid binding protein 4a. Gene Ontology annotation, biological process: fatty acid transport. Gene Ontology annotation, cellular component: cytosol; nucleus. Lineage: Eukaryota; Metazoa; Chordata; Actinopteri; Centropomidae. The record is from RefSeq and is a predicted model, not a curated record. The coding region runs from base 98 to 502 and encodes 134 amino acids. The transcript is spliced from 4 exons. Gene Ontology annotation, molecular function: fatty acid binding.